GGGGGUGGUUAAUUGAUGAUGUGUACAGCUGGAGUAGUUUAAACUAAUUCUGUAUAAAGGCUUUUGAACAUAUAGCAGUCUAAAACCGGAUCAGUGUGCAGGGGAAUCUUACUUGGUAUUCAAAUAUUUUCGAUAACAAGAUGUCGCGCGUCUGGUUCUUGCUCUGUCUGACAUGCGCAUUCGUAUGCGGUACUCAUGGCCAGUGGCCACUGGGACCUGAUUUCUACUACAGAAUGAGUCAACUCAAGUCUAACAUCAACCGGAAGGUGACGGAGGACGCAAAAAGGCACCAGGUCAAGAUUGACGCCGACAUGGCGCGUGCGCAGAAUGGGUUUCCGUUCGGGGAAGGGCGCGUGUUUACCACGUCGGAUGGCGGGCUGGGAUACGUUUACAAUUGCACGGACGGCUCUAUGACGCUGUACGCGCUGAGUCCCGGAAGCCCUCCACACGGCUACAUGUACCACUCGGGACCCUCCGGAAACUCCUACAGCUCCUGGUGAUGUUCGUCAGUCCUCGGCAGCUCUCGCGCUUUUCUGCAAUUAAUUUCUUUCGAAAAAUCCGAAAAUAGAGUGCUUCUGAGUGUAAAUUGCAUAAUGUAUGUGUAUUGUUGCAUUAAAUUCAACACAGCUGUGAAGUUUUACUUGUAAAAUAUUGUAAUUUAUUUUCUGCAUUAUCUUCCACCGCCUGAAGAGUUAUUAUAAGGCCUUAAGUUAGUGUGCUUAGUUAUUUGAUAAAACGAAUUCAAAUCGAUUUUAUGGACUUAUCUUCGUCAAGAAACAGUUAAAACAAUA
This is a messenger RNA of Dreissena polymorpha, 791 nucleotides long. RefSeq lists its product as uncharacterized. The record is from RefSeq and is a predicted model, not a curated record. The transcript has 4 exons. NCBI's taxonomy places the organism in Eukaryota, Metazoa, Mollusca, Bivalvia, Myida, Dreissenidae. Bases 141 to 500 code for a protein of 119 amino acids.